GUCUGUCCGGCGCCGCUACGCAAAUACGGUUGUCGCGCGCGACCUUCAACGUUUUCCGUCCGUUAAAACUCACGGGUUUGAAACGUUCGUCUUUUCGCCGAUACGAUUGAAUUUCGAAACAAGAAACUUAUCUCCAAAGAUUCCUUCCCACUUCUAAUCGCUGGCGGGCGGUCCGCCGUGUUUUCAUCACCACGUACGCGAACGAGAGAGCGCUGCGGUUGGUGACGCCCCCAUAGGAUGAUGGACGUGCGCUCUGGUCAAUCACAGGCCUGGAAACCACUCGGAGGCCUUCUGGUCCUCCAACCAAUCAGAGCACACGGUGCCCUUUGUCCGAUUGUUACAUCCCUCUGCCUGUAAAUUAAAUGCCUCUUGUGUUUCUCUUCAUUCCGCCUGAUGAAGGAGCAGCGCUAUGAAAGCUUCUGGUUUCAAAUAACUCCGUUAGACUCCAACCGUGGGACUUCUGAACUUGUGACUGCGAAGUUCGUUUCACACAGUAUGUAUGAGAAGGUGAAGUUUGAUAUUUGGAACUCGAACUGAAAUGUCACAGCAGGAUCUGCCCUGAAUAGCUUAGAAUAUCUAAGCAUGGAAGAGAAAAAUGUCACAUACAAGCAGAAUCACACUGGGGAAAAACCAUGGAAGUGUGGGCAUUGUGAGGAGAGUUUCCAUUAUCCUUCUGAGUUGGAAAUUCAUCGACGCAGUCACACUGGGGAGAGGCCAUUCUCCUGCUCCAUAUGUGCAAAGGGAUUCACUCAGUCAUCCCACCUGCUGACCCACCAACAAGUUCACACUAAGGACAGACCUUUUAAAUGCUCAGACUGUGGGAAGUGCUAUAAAAGUUCCAGCGAACUGAUGCGCCAUCAACGCAUUCACACCGACAAGAGACCCUUUCAAUGCCCAGACUGUGAGAAGUGCUUUAAAAGUUCGAGAGAACUGAUGUCCCAUCAACUUGUCCACACUGACAACAGACCUCUUAAAUGCCUGGACUGUGGGAGAAGCUAUAAAAGUUCCAGGGAACUGAUGCGCCAUCAACGUGUUCACACUGAUGAGAGACCUUUCAGGUGCUCUCACUGCGGGACUGGGUUCAGGCACUCCUCUCACCUCGCUGUACACCAACGCACUCAUACCGGGGAGAGACCGUUCACUUGCUCUGAAUGUGGAAAGGGGUUCACUCGGUCAUCCAACCUGCUUACACAUCAGCGUGUUCACACUGGGAAGAGACCUUUCAAAUGCCCAGACUGUGAGAAAUGCUAUACAAGUUCCAGUGGUCUGAUGUCCCAUCAACGUGCGCACACUAACAAGAGACCUUUUAAAUGUCCAAACUGUGGGAAGUGUUUUAAAAGCUCUGGGGACCUUCUGUAUCAUCAACGUGUUCACACUGACGAGAGACCAUUCAGGUGCUCUCACUGUGGGACUGGGUUCAGGCAAUCAUCUCAACUCACUGCACACCAGCGAAUCCACACUGGGGAGAGGCCGUUCAUCUGCAUUGUGUGUGGGAGGAGAUUUACUCAGUCAUCCAACCUGCUAAGACACCAGCGACUCCACAAGUGACUAAAGUGAAUGAAUCUUGCUGUUCAUCGCAUUCAGGACUGAACAGUAUUCAUUUAGGUCUGUUGUUGCUGAUGAUGAUAAAUGCCAGGCUGGUAAUACUGAUAUUCUGCGU
Hemiscyllium ocellatum (epaulette shark) is the source of this 1660-nucleotide messenger RNA. RefSeq names its product zinc finger protein 551-like. NCBI's taxonomy places the organism in Eukaryota, Metazoa, Chordata, Chondrichthyes, Orectolobiformes, Hemiscylliidae. The transcript is spliced from 2 exons. The record is from RefSeq and is a predicted model, not a curated record. The coding region runs from base 583 to 1548 and encodes 321 amino acids.